Amphimedon queenslandica is the source of this 1358-nucleotide messenger RNA. RefSeq lists its product as uncharacterized. The transcript is spliced from 6 exons. NCBI's taxonomy places the organism in Eukaryota, Metazoa, Porifera, Demospongiae, Haplosclerida, Niphatidae. Bases 5 to 1123 code for a protein of 372 amino acids. The record is from RefSeq and is a predicted model, not a curated record.
UCCAAUGAACCUAACCAAUAAACAAUAUCAGUUUAACAUUACAACUACUAAUAAAGCUGGGAAUGGAUCUACUAGUAACAUAACUAUUGGAUUUCAAAUAAAUUCAAAAUUUUUGAGCAUUUACCAAGGAUCUUUCAUGUAUCAAGUGAACAACAAUUGGAGUUUAUCUUUCAUUAUAUCAGGCUAUGAACUGUGUCUUGGAGUGUCACUUGCUAAUAUUACAGUAACAAGUUGUACUGUUGGUAAUUCUAGUAAUUGCUAUUUGGCAACAGCAGUGUCUAUCAUUUAUAUCUCUUACAAUAACAUUUCCCUUGCUGCUAUUAUCAGUCUUCCCUCAAGAGAGAUACUGGAUACUAUUGUUAUCAUGCAGUAUCCAAAUUUUCACAGCAAUACUAUUAGAAUCAGUACUUAUGAUCUGCAGGAAUUAAGAUUAAUUAAUACUUCAUUUAAUGAGGUCUGCUUGGAGUUUGGUUUUGUCAGUGGCAGCACAACUAAUAGUAUUUAUAUUCACAUCACUGGUUAUGAACACUCAAAUUCUCAACUAGAGUAUUACAGUAUAUCUCGUAAUGAUCGAUUCAACUUUAUUCAGUGUAUAACUAACAUACCAGCAGGUAACAACUUAACACUGCAGGUAAUGGAGGACUGUACUCCUAAUCCUUCUGCUGUAUUAACUGGUAUCAAUAUUAGUGAAGCUGCUAUAGUCUGUAGUAAUACUUUUACACAGUACAUAAUGAAUUCAGUAACUUCAUAUGAAGACUCCUUUACUCCUAGCAGUUCAGAAUUGCUUUAUUCUACCUCAGCAAUUGCAUCAGUUUCUUCUACAACUGCUAUACCGGUAGAUGAUUGCACUAAGUGUACAAUGGAAAGUCAAAAUGAUGUUCUUGUCACUAGUGCAGUAUUGAUUAGUCUAUUAGGAUUAUUCCUCAUCCUAUCACUAGUACUCCAUGCUGUUACACUAACUGUGUGCUACUACAAGAGGAAAGGGAUUAAUAAUCAAAAUGCACAGGAGCAAGAAUUAUCAUCAUCAAUUAGUCCACAGUAUGAUAAUAUACCAGCUCCACAGUCAGUACUGUCAAUGAAAGAAUGUGCUGCUUAUGGUGUAGUAGAGGGUACAAGACUUUAAUAAUAAAUAACUUUAAAAUCUUGUUCUUUUAUUGUGAGUCUGACACUUGUCCUUGCAGAUCUAACUUGAUUUAUAUUUUCUCUCUUUCUCUGUUGGAUCAUACUUUCAGUUGUUGCUAUCCUAUUAUUAUGCUUUGCAUAGGAAAAGUGCUAUUUUUGGUUGCUGUCACUGUUAGCUUUCACUAACUAUGUUCUGUUUCAUAAUAAUAUUGACUGAGUGUUAUGAUCACAUUGUA